ACGAGCAGAGAAUACGUACGACACAGACCAUUUGACCAAAUGGAUUCUGAUGAAGAGUUACCAACGGACCGGUGUGGGACUGCAGGCGGACCUGAACGCCUCGGAGACAAGGUGGAGGAUUUUAGCAUCGAUAUUAGUGGAGCAAACAGCAAUGAAGAAGAGGAUGCGUUUGUCCGGAACAGGCUCUCUAAGAUACACCAACGCAACGUCGGUGAAUCGGGACACGUGGAGACCUCUAUUUCAAAAACUACGGAUGUCCAGACGGAUGGAACUGAUGACAGUCAUCUCCCCAUAGAUCGAGGCUGGGCGUGGAUGAUACUAGCGGGAUGUCUUCUCAACGUCAUUAUUCUGACUGGCUAUGGUCGAGGGAUUGCCAUCCUUUUCGUGGAAUACUUGAAGAUUUUUGAAGCAUCAGCCACCAAAACGACGCUACUGAUGGGCGUCAUGGCUGGUGUUUAUAGCCUGUCUUCGCUUAUAUCCAUGCAUGUCCUGGUAGACCUUCUUGGUGUCAGGAAGACAGUGAUGCUUGGAGCAACCAUAUCUACCGUUGCCAUGGUAAUGGCUAUCUUCCCUACAAGUAUUACGUACCUGGUUUGUACACACAGUGUGUUAAUCGGUGUGGGAUACUCCAUGAUCUAUGACCCAGCUAUUGUUCUGAUUGGGCACUACUUCAACAAACGACGAGGACUUGCUAUAUCAAUAGCUAUGUCCGGCAUCAGUUUUGGGAGCAGCGUGUUUCCCCCUUUGAUACGAUACCUUUUAGACGAGUAUGGGUUACAGGGCAGUAUGAUAAUACUAACAGGAAUAACGAUGAACAUGUGGGUGGGUGGAUUGGUGAACCGCCCACUAGAGUCGCACAGAAAAAUGAAGAUAACAGCAAACACAAAACAAAACGGACAUGCAGCAAAUACCAAACUAAAUCGGCGUUCAUUGAGAGCUGAAUUGAAACAUUAUGGAAAAUCAAAUCCUGAAAAGUUUCAAAGUGUAAGUUCCAUUACAUCGGAAAUGACGGGAAGGUCUCCAUUUCAAGGGUAUUCGCUCCUCAAUACAGAUUUACCAGAUUCGCCUACACUCGUAAGAAGAAUCAGCAGACCACUGUCAGGGACGAGUCAAACAAGCUACAAUGUGUAUGCAAGCAAUGCCGAAAUAGGUUCAGUGUCAAUGUUAAGUUUAGAAGAUGAAGAUGAAGAUGGCGCAUUUCCAAAAAUUGAUGAAAAUAUUGAGAAGGAUACUGUCAAUCCCAAGAAUGCGAUUUUUUACAUAAAGAAAGUGCUUUCAACAUUGGAGUUUUCGUUGUUCAAGAAGCCAGUGUUCUUAAUGGUUAUUUUGUAUUCUUUCUUUGGAAUAACCAUAGGCCUUGUGCCGGUAUAUUUGCCCGCGUUGGCGAAAGACAAAGACAUCAAUCAGAGUGACGCUGCAAUAUUUCUACUUAUAUCUGGAGCAAUAGAUUUCUUUAGCAGAUUUGUCUAUGGUUUCUUAGCAGACUCGAAAAUCAUGCGAGUUACAACGAUUAUGGCGAUUGGUCUUAUAAUUACUGGGACUAUUACUCAUCUCACAUUUUUUUUCAAUUCGUAUGUGACAUUGCUGAUAUAUUCUGUAGUGUACGGGAUGUUCGCGAGCUCCUACUUUUGUCUGAUUCCUGUCGCAAUUGUAGACCUCCUCGGAUUGCAGUACAUGGCGAAGACACUUGGCUUUGUAUCUCUUUUCCAUGGUGUUUCAAUGGCCAUAACGCACCCUAUCGUAGGUAGUCUUACAGAUUACACUGGUUCAUAUACUGCAGGCUUCAACUAUCUUGGUGCAUGUGCAUAUGCAUCUGCAAUCAUUCUGCUGUGUGUACCGCUACUAACAAGACGCGUCUCAAGACACCUGAAAGAAGAAUCAUUAAAUGAAAAUGAGGAGGAAAUCAAACCAUUGCAGCUAACAACGGAAUUGUAAUGGGACAUUUAUCUUUUCAAGAAAUUUUACUUUUUAAUUGGACGUCGAUCCAGAAGUAUGAACAUUGACCUGUUGUUAGUGUUUGAUUGUUUUAGUUCUUUUGGACCCUGGAUACUUUAAAAUAAUUCGAAUUGGUGAAAUUGAGGGAGAUGAUUGAACACUCGCUGCAUCUACUGUAACAGCAAUGGUUUUCUUCAGAUCGAAAUAUCGACAUCCGUAAAUGUCUACAUGAUCCUGCUUAUCGGAGGUGAAAAAGUAAGACCUUUAGAAAUAUAAUCUGUGGGAUGCGACAACCAAUUGUUAUUCCACAUUUGUCUGUCACGUUGUUUGUUUUGUGAAAUAAUACAAAAUGGUUAAAAAUG
This is a messenger RNA of Haliotis rufescens (red abalone), 2297 nucleotides long. RefSeq names its product monocarboxylate transporter 12-B-like. NCBI's taxonomy places the organism in Eukaryota, Metazoa, Mollusca, Gastropoda, Lepetellida, Haliotidae. The record is from RefSeq and is a predicted model, not a curated record. The transcript has 5 exons. The coding region runs from base 40 to 1935 and encodes 631 amino acids. Gene Ontology annotation, molecular function: monocarboxylic acid transmembrane transporter activity. Gene Ontology annotation, biological process: monocarboxylic acid transport; transmembrane transport.